This is a messenger RNA of Oreochromis aureus, 1059 nucleotides long. RefSeq lists its product as uncharacterized. The transcript is spliced from 4 exons. NCBI's taxonomy places the organism in Eukaryota, Metazoa, Chordata, Actinopteri, Cichliformes, Cichlidae. Gene Ontology annotation, molecular function: GTP binding. The coding region runs from base 1 to 1059 and encodes 352 amino acids. The record is from RefSeq and is a predicted model, not a curated record.
AUGACUGUUGGAGAAAAAAAUAUUAACAAGAUAAAUAAAACCAUCUUACUUGUGGGUGAAAGAGGAGCAGGAAAAUCUACUCUGAUCAAUGCUCUGCUCAGCUACACCAUGGGGGUAAAGCGGGAGGAUGAAGUCUGGUUUCAGAUCGUAAGUGAGGAAAAAAGUCAGACAUCAGAUGUGAUCGUGUACGAGAUCUUUGGGUUUGAAGAUGAAACCCUGCCCUACUCUCUGACCAUCAUUGAUACUCCUGGAUAUGGAGACACCAGAGGACUGGAACAUGAUGACAUCAUCAGUGAAAGAUUAUUGGACUUGUUUCGAUCAGAUGACGGAGUUCAUGAAGUUCAUGCAGUGGGUCUGGUGAUGAAGGCCAGUGUGAAUCGACUGAGUGACCGACUGAUGUAUGUCUUUGAUUCAAUGACGUCUCUGUUUGGAAAAGACAUGGAGAAAAACAUCACAGCUCUCAUCACACACUCAGAUGGAAACAGGCCUGAUAAUCCUUUAAAAGCUCUUGAAGUUGGGAAUAUUAAAUGUGCCAAAAAUGAGAAGAACGAGCCUGUUCACUUCUUGUUUGAUAACUGCCAGUGUGAAAAGCGAGCAGAGGAAAACACAAUUUCAGAAAAUUUAUGGGAUCUUACACAGAAAAACAUGGAUCAAUUGACAGACUUCUUAGAAAAAUCUAGUCCUCAAAAAGUGAUGAAAAUAGCUGAAGUGUUAAAUGAACGAAUCAGACUGAAAGCCUGCAUCCAAAACCUGAAAGAGAGAAUCGACCUGGAGCAGAUCGCUCUGAAAGCUGCUUCAGUGUCCACUAUUGUCCCCUUGGAGCUCCUGAUUGAGAAGAUGGAGGAGAAAGAAGACACAGAGAAGGCCCAGAAACUGAAGGAGAUGAGAAUUUAUUGGGAGCUGGAGUUGGCCAAGCCUGGUCUAGAUGGUGCUCUGUCUAUCCCUCGGCUCCUCGGCACAAUACCCUCCUCCAUACUAGAUCAUGGGGUCCUGGAGAAAAAGGACACUCUGAGGAAUCCAGUGCAACUUACCCCCAAAAAGUUCACCAGGAUCCUUUGA